Messenger RNA from Alosa sapidissima (American shad), 587 nucleotides. Its product is annotated as tumor necrosis factor receptor superfamily member 14-like. The transcript is spliced from 3 exons. Gene Ontology annotation, biological process: defense response to Gram-positive bacterium; positive regulation of cytokine production involved in immune response; negative regulation of alpha-beta T cell proliferation. Lineage: Eukaryota; Metazoa; Chordata; Actinopteri; Clupeiformes; Clupeidae. Gene Ontology annotation, molecular function: protein binding. The coding region runs from base 6 to 461 and encodes 151 amino acids. Gene Ontology annotation, cellular component: external side of plasma membrane. The record is from RefSeq and is a predicted model, not a curated record.
ACACCAUGUUGAAGACGACUGCACCCCAAUCAGAGGAGAGCAUGGUGAAGCUGGUGAUUACUGCUGUGAUCCUCCUCCUGACUGUGUCUGGGGUCUCUACUGGCUGUGCCCCAACUGAGUACCUCACAGGACAGAAGUGCUGCCCCAUGUGUAGACCUGGUUUUUGUGUGCAAAGACACUGCACAGAGUUCUUCAGCACAGAAUGUGUUCUGUGUCCGUCAUCAUUCUACACUGACACACUCAAUAAUCUGGAGUCUUGCAGUCCCUGUACAGUUUGUGACUCCAGUAAGUCAAGGCAAAGUGCCGGUCUAAGAGUGAAGAGGGCCUGCAGCUCCACCUCAGACACACUCUGUGAGCCUCUGGAAGGUCACUACUGUACUGACCCAAUCAAAGAUGGCUGCAGAGGAGCUGUGGAACACACAAAGUGCUCAUCAGGACGGUACAUUAAACAGCCAGGUUAGGAAAUACUCUAUAACUAUUCUAGAGACAGGGUGACAUUGUUAAUUGAAGAGGUGAAAAACACACACAGGCACACCAUGAGACAUUGACCUAGAAAGGAACUAAAGGCAUAUUAAAUAUCAACUUAG